This is a messenger RNA of Ctenocephalides felis (cat flea), 1587 nucleotides long. Its product is annotated as esterase FE4-like. NCBI's taxonomy places the organism in Eukaryota, Metazoa, Arthropoda, Insecta, Siphonaptera, Pulicidae. The coding region runs from base 1 to 1587 and encodes 528 amino acids. The record is from RefSeq and is a predicted model, not a curated record. The transcript has 6 exons.
AUGGCUGAUCUACAAGUGACUUUGCUUCAAGGUACUUUAAAAGGAAAAGAGCAAAUUAGUGAAAAAGGAAAUGUGUUCCAUAGUUAUUCUGGAAUUCCAUAUGCCAAACCUCCUGUAGGUGAUCUAAGAUUUAAGCCACCUCAACCUGCAGAACCUUGGUCAGGUGUUCUUGAUGCUAGUAAAGAAGGGAAUAGUUGUAGAUCAGUACAUUUUAUUAAAAAAAUUAAAGUAGGGGCUGAAGAUUGUUUAUACCUCAAUGUCUAUGUACCAAAAACAUCAGAGAAAUCACUUCUUCCAGUAAUGGUAUGGAUACAUGGAGGAGGCUUCUUCAUGGGAUCUGGAAAUAGUGAUAUGUAUGGUCCUGAAUAUUUGAUGGAUUAUGGAAUUGUUCUGGUUACUUUCAAUUAUCGAUUAGGUGUUUUGGGAUUUUUGAACCUGGGAAUAGAGGAAGCGCCUGGCAAUGUUGGUUUGAUGGACCAGGUUGAAGCUCUAAAAUGGGUAAAAAACAAUAUUGCAUCCUUUGGUGGUGACCCCAACAAUGUGACUAUUUUUGGAGAAUCAGCAGGUGGUGCAAGUGUUCAUUAUUUGAUGUUAUCAGAUCUUUCCAAAGGACUUUUUCAUAAAGCGAUCUCACAAAGUGGAAGUGCUUUUAAUCCUUGGGCACUUCAACAUGAUAAUAAUAAAGAAAAUGCAUUCCGCCUCUGCAAACUUCUGGGUCAUCCUGUCGAUAACGAGACAGAAGCUCUAAAAAUCCUUCGUCAAGCCCCCAUAGAUGAUCUUAUAGACAACAGAAUAAAACCAAAAGACAAAGGCCAACUUAUUAUAGACUAUCCUUUUCUACCAACAAUAGAAAAACGUUAUCAAAAUUUUGAACCAUUCUUGGACCAGUCUCCAUUAUCAAAAAUGCAAUCAGGCAAUUUCACAAAAGUCCCAUUUAUAUGUGGAUACAACAGUGCUGAAGGAAUUUUAGGUUUAAUGGACUUCAAGGAUGACCCAAAUAUAUUUGAGAAGUUUGAAGCUGAUUUUGAAAGAUUUGUACCAGUAGAUUUGAAUCUAACUUUAAGGUCUAAGGAAUCUAAAAAAUUGGCUGAAGAAAUGAGAAAGUUUUAUUACCAAGACGAACCUGUUUCUUCAGACAACAAAGAAAAAUUUGUCAGUGUUAUUAGUGAUACUUGGUUUUUGAGAGGGAUUAAAAAUACUGCAAGAUAUAUAAUUGAACAUUCCUCAGAACCGUUAUAUUUAUAUGUUUAUAGUUUUGAUGAUUUUGGUUUUUUGAAGAAACUUGUAUUAGAUCCUAAUAUUGAAGGAGCAGCUCAUGGAGAUGAGCUGGGAUAUCUUUUCAAGAUGAGUUUUACAGAAUUUCCAAAAGAUUUACCAAGUGCAGUGGUGAAUAGGGAACGAUUGUUGCAACUUUGGACAAAUUUUGCAAAAACAGGAAAUCCCACUCCUGAAAUCAAUGAUGUUAUAACAACAAAAUGGGAUAAAGCUACUGAGGAAAAAUCAGAUCAUAUGGAUAUCGAUAAUACUUUGAGAAUGAUUCCAGAUCCUGAUGCAAAACGACUUAGAUUUUGGAAUAAAUUUUUAUGA